AUCAAAAAGGAAAAGAAAAUUGAAACGUACUGAGGAAGGAUGUGAAGACGAAAUUGGAAAAAAAAAAUGCGAUUGCACGAAAGAAUAUCCCUCGUGCCUAUUCCAAGUCUAGGGUAAACGCAUGCUAUGAAGGAUCAUUUGCACAACUUUCUCAAAAUACAGAUUUGCACAAAACCAGAGAGAGAAAGAGAGAGGGGUCAUAGUUCCUUACGCAAUUCAGCUGCUGCUUUUUCCUUCCACAACUAUCUAUCCUCGCUAUCUCCAAGAAUCUUUCACGACAGGCCGCAAAGACUGGGUAUUUAAGAUAAUGCCAUCACAUGUUGAUGGAGAACACAGUUUCAACAGAUCCACCAGUAACCAUCAUGUCUAGUCUACUUGAAGGACUCCCUGACGCAGUUGCCCUUGGGUGCCUUGCACGAGUACCAUUCUAUCUUCACCCAAAGUUAGAGCUUGUAUCCCAUUCCUGGCGAGCUGCUGUCCGCAGCCCGGAGCUAUUCAAAGCCCGAAAGGAGGUCAAUUCAUCGGAGGACUACUUAUGUGUUUGUGCAUUUGACCCUGAGAAUCUUUGGCAGCUUUAUGACCCUCGCAGAGACCAUUGGAUCACUCUUCCGGUUCUCCCUUCAAAAAUCAGACAACUUGCCAACUUUGGAGUCGUCUCCGCCGACGGGAAGCUUUUUGUGCUUGGCGGCGGUAGCGAUGCCGUGGACCCAUCGACAGGGGACCACGACGGGAUUUUUGCCACCGAUGAGGUCUGGUCGUACGACCCCGUUAGCCGUCUGUGGGCCUCACGGGCUCCCAUGCUUGUGCCCCGUGCCCUGUUCGCGUGUUGCGUUUUGGAUGGAAAGAUUGUUGUGGCCGGCGGUUUCACUAGCUUCCGGAAAUCGAUCUCCAAAGCAGAAAUUUAUGAUCCCGAGAAGGAUGUGUGGGGUCCACUACCCGAUCUCCCCUACACUCACAACACUUCGUGUUCCGGAGUUGUUAUUAGGGGUCGGGUCCAUGUGUUGCACAAGGGUUUGUCGACUGUGCAGGUUUUGGAUGGUUUGAACCACGGUUGGACAGUUCAAGACUACGGUUGGCUCCAGGGUCCAAAGGCGGUUGCAAGGGAAUCGCUAUAUGUGAUGAGUCAUGGAAUUCUUUUCAAGCAAGAAAUAGGAGCAAGGAAGAUAGUGGCUUCAGCAUCGGAGUUCAGGAGGAGAAUUGGGUUUGCGAUGAUUGCGUUGGGGAACGAUAUUUAUGUGAUUGGAGGGGUGAUUGGGCCAGAGCGAUGGAAUUCGGGCAUCACGAAACUGUCCGAUGUCAACGUUUUAACUAUCGGAACUGAGAGACCAAUUUGGCGCCGGGUCGCUCCUAUGACAAGAUGUAAUGGAACUAUUCUGGGUUGUACACAGCUGAGAAUUUAGGUCCUGGUUUGUUUGGGUUUUGUUGCUUUGUUGUAAGAAUUGUGCUCCCUUUUUUUGUAAGCUUUCAGUUCCCUCCUACUUGGAAGGGGGUAGGAAUGAGCUUUUCACCAGCCUUGUGUUGUUUGUAAACCAUAACCUCUGGCCUUGUGAAGCAGGCAAAAAUUGAAUCUCCCUUACUUAUGGUUGUUAUUUUAUUUGUUUAUUCCUUAUGGUGGUAAUUUUAAGGAAGAUUGAUAUUUGUCCUCUUCA
This is a messenger RNA of Rhododendron vialii, 1649 nucleotides long. RefSeq names its product F-box/kelch-repeat protein SKIP30. Bases 318 to 1400 code for a protein of 360 amino acids. The record is from RefSeq and is a predicted model, not a curated record. The transcript has 2 exons. NCBI's taxonomy places the organism in Eukaryota, Viridiplantae, Streptophyta, Magnoliopsida, Ericales, Ericaceae. Gene Ontology annotation, molecular function: protein binding.